AUGACUAAAUUACCUAAGAUUGAUUACCCUGCCAUAGCGAUUCCCCUGCGAAGCAUUUCUAUCGGAUUAGUUGAAUUUGUGGUCGAGUUAUUAGUGCCAAAAGAUUGCCAAGACACCGAAGAACAGAAGAAGAUGUGGGAUUUAUUGCCUAUUGCCAUACAACAGGUUUGCCGGAGUUUACAAAUUGUCAUGAACAAGGAGCUUGAUCGAGGAGAACAUCAGAGUUUUGCAUCAUCACCUUCAAAAGAGCCUUCACCAGAUGAAUCAUCUUGGAUUGCCCGUCUGGUGGAGGCCCAAAAGAAGGGUAAAAUUCGCCCUACUACUCUAAAAAGGAUAUGCAGACAAUACGGCAUCGCACGAUGGCCUUCUCGAAAGAUCAAGAAGGUUGAACAUUCCUUACGAAAACUUCAGCAGGUGAUCGACGAUGUCCAAGACUCUCCACCUGAUGCUAGCUCUUCUGGCACUGCCUCAAAAUCUCAUUCCUCUCCGUGUAGUAGGAGCUCCUGUUCAAGUACCUGCUGUUCUGCUCGAGCACAACAGCAUGCCACCACCAUUAUCACUGGCUCAAGCAAUGGAAAUGCCUCUUUACUAGCAGAAAUACAUUCCUCGAGUAACCAAGGAGAACCAGACUUUCUUGUAAGAUCAAAAAUUCACAAAACAAGGACAAUCAUUGAGCAUAUUCAUCGAAGUCAGCCAGAAACUCCACCACAUUUUGGCCAGAGUUCACGAGGAGGAGGUGUCUUCAGAGUUGAGGCCAUUUUGGCCAGAGUCCAUCCUAAUUCUCGAAGAAGAGAAAUGUUGGCUUGUGAUGGUUUGGAGGAGGACAAGGAGAGGAUUCUACGUAAGGGACGCCACACUGGCCUCUUUUGCAUGGAAUCUGGGGACUACGAGGCUCCCAAUAGCCGCAUAUCAACUAUGUGGGGACUAGAGAAAUUUGAUAUUACUACCCCUAAAUCUUUCAGAUUCUGGCAGUUUCUCUUCUGA
Dovyalis caffra is the source of this 984-nucleotide messenger RNA. The record is from the annotation of a GenBank genome assembly. Lineage: Eukaryota; Viridiplantae; Streptophyta; Magnoliopsida; Malpighiales; Salicaceae.